Euleptes europaea (tarantolino) is the source of this 753-nucleotide messenger RNA. It is a transcript of the gene MALL, whose product is annotated as mal, T cell differentiation protein like. Gene Ontology annotation, molecular function: structural constituent of myelin sheath. The record is from RefSeq and is a predicted model, not a curated record. The transcript has 4 exons. Gene Ontology annotation, biological process: myelination. NCBI's taxonomy places the organism in Eukaryota, Metazoa, Chordata, Lepidosauria, Squamata, Sphaerodactylidae. The coding region runs from base 161 to 637 and encodes 158 amino acids. Gene Ontology annotation, cellular component: membrane.
UCAAUGAUGAGUGGUAUUACCUGCCAAGCUGGAACUGGUUUCACCUUUGACGUCCCCAUGGGUGUGUCGGUGGAUACUAUUAUAAGCCAAGCAUGCCAACAGUGUUGCAGAGAUAAUCAAGCAGAACACAGCUGGAACUACUGCUGUUCAGACUGCAGAAAUGGCCUCCAAAACUUCAAUGCCAUCUGGCUGCCCAGCACCUGAAGAUAUACCUUCUGGACUAGACAUUUUUAGAACCCUACCAUACGCUUUGAUUCUGCCAGAGCUGAUCUUUGGCUGCUGGGUUUGGAUCCUUGUAGCAGCUACCCAUGUGCAAUUCCCUUUGCUGCAGGGAUGGGUUAUGUAUGUGUCAGUCAGUUCCUUUGUCAUUUCUCUGCUGCUCCUGAUGUCCUACCUGUUUGGCUUCCACAAAAACAUUCCAUCCUGGAGAAUCCUGGAUAGCCUUUAUCACGGAGCUACAGGGAUUUUUUAUUUGAGUGCUGCAGUCUUACAGGCUAAUGCAACAAUCCGUUCUGAGACACAAGCACCAGCUGAAAAUAUACCUCUCUACUAUCAGCUGAAUACUGCAGCCACAUUCUUUGCAUUCAUCACCACGCUGCUGUAUAUUUUACACGCUUUCAGCAACUACUACCACUAAAAAUCUCUGCAGAAGAAAAUGACAUAGUGGCAAAGACAACACCAAAGAGCUACAAUUGGAGUUCCAAAAUAAACUGGUUAAAAUUGAUUUAAGGACUGCGUUCUGUUAAAACUGAG